CAAAGUGAAUGUUGUGGAGAGCAAGAAGGGAAAGAAGAGAAAGGCCAUGAAUAAUUCCAACAACCAGACCAGCAACCAGAAGAAUAAAAAGAAAAAACUGUCCCCUAUGUCCACUAAGAAUUGUUUCAAUUGUGGGCAAUUGGGACACAUUGUUCGCUUCUGUCCUAAUCCAAAGAAGAACCAGAACCAGAACCAGAACGAAGGGGCUGCAAGUGCAAAUGUGAUUGAGAAAGUUGAGCCUAGUGAGAUUGUUGCAAUGAUUUCUGACUUACAUGUGAGUAUGAUUCAGGAAUUGCACAUGGCUGGAGUCAUGACCAGUGCUGAUUGGUGGUAUGAUUCGGGGGCAACUGCUCACAUUUGCAACAAGAGAGCCAUGUUCAAGGACUACACAGAGUCAACAGAGGGACACGAGGUUCUGUUGGGUGAUCAUCGCACGAUCAAGGUUCUUGGAUCUUGAACCGCGGAGCUUUUCUUCACCUCGGGAAAGAAAGUUGUUCUCACCAAUGUUCUUCACGUGCCUGAUGUUAGAAAGAACUUGGUUUCUGGUUUCAUGCUUUGUAAGAAGGGGAUAAAAGUUGUGAUAGAAUCUGAUAGGGUGAUUGUGACCAAGGCUGGUAUGUUUGUUGGGAAGGGCUAUGUUAGUGAUGGUAUGUUUAAGUUAAGUAUUGACAAUGGUAAUAUUAAUAAUAAAGUUGAUGGUUCUGC
Molecule: messenger RNA, 705 nt
Organism: Linum trigynum
Lineage: Eukaryota; Viridiplantae; Streptophyta; Magnoliopsida; Malpighiales; Linaceae
Source: the annotation of a GenBank genome assembly